This is a messenger RNA of Solenopsis invicta (red fire ant), 4227 nucleotides long. RefSeq names its product importin-4. The record is from RefSeq and is a predicted model, not a curated record. Gene Ontology annotation, cellular component: cytoplasm; nucleus. Gene Ontology annotation, molecular function: nuclear import signal receptor activity; small GTPase binding. Gene Ontology annotation, biological process: protein import into nucleus. Lineage: Eukaryota; Metazoa; Arthropoda; Insecta; Hymenoptera; Formicidae. The transcript is spliced from 15 exons. The coding region runs from base 169 to 3417 and encodes 1082 amino acids.
CAUCCGCAUAAACGUCGCCAGCAGGUCUGAAUCAUGAUGCUACGAACAGGUCCCUCGUAGGGUCUGAAUGGCGGCGGUGAGCAGCAGUUGGGUCGACCUUCCGUUUGUGCUCUGGAGCAAAUUUUUACCUUUCGGCUGAAGCAAGAAAAAAAAUAGGAAAAGUGAAAAAUGGAGCGGCUACUGUUGAACCUGCUCGUGUCAGACAGUGCUACGAUACAGGAGGCAACUAAGGAGCUCAAGAAAGUACUUCAAAACCCAGAUAGUGUGCCACAUUUGUGCCAACUUGUCCUGACAUCUACGAAUCCGGCGGUACGGCAAUAUGCGACUGUCGUUCUUAGGAGACGUUACAUUAAAGGGAAGAACUGGACAAAAUUGUCUGUACCUAUACGAACUGAAUUUAAGAAAAUUAUAUUACAGGCCUUAGAACACGAAUCGGUAAACUUUGUUAGAAAUAGUAUAACUCAAUUAAUAGGUGUCAUUGUUAAACAUGAAUUACCUACAAAUAGUUGGCCAGAAAUUAUACAUUAUGUGCAACAGUUAAUCACUAGUGAAAGAUUGGAGGAUAAAGAACUAGGCCUUUAUACUUUAUCAAUUAUGACAGACGUUUGUCCGGAUGUCUAUUCCUCGCAUGCCAGAUCUCUGGUAAUGCUCCUCGCUCAAACGUUGAGCAGUCUUCAGAGCUUAGGAAAUGCUGCCGCUUUUUACAUUUUGAAUACAUUGCGACAUCUCAUUCCAGUAGCCAAACACGACGAAACGACAGUACACACUUAUGCUACAAUGAUGCCGUAUAUAAUGGCUACAGUUCAGGCUUUGGCUGAAACGGAACACGACUCUUUUGCUAUUCAAAGUUUUGAAUUGUUGGAUGAAUUGUGCGAGAACAUGAUUGUUGUAAUAACGCCUCACGUGAAAACUCUUGUCCAUAUAUGCCUUACGAUCAUCGCUAAUAAAUGUAUAGACGAACUCUUGAAAGUUAGAGUGAUCACUUUUAUCGGCUGGCUAGCGAGAUUAAAGAAAAAGGCUCUCGUGAAACACAAACUAGUGGAACCUGUCGUCGACAUGUUAUUCGCAGUCAUGAUGAGUAAGCCAGAUGAUGAGGAGGAUUAUUCAAAUGCAGAGAACGAAAAUACUGUUUUAACGAGUGCUACUCAAACUUUAGACUUGCUCGCGAUGCAUUUGCCGCCGGAAAAAUUAAUUCCACAUUUGUUGCGACACAUCGAACCUGGACUCCGAAACACAGAUGAUUACGUUAAGAAGACGUCGUACGUGGCUAUAGCUGUGUUAGCGGAGGGUUGCGCUGAAUACAUUCGCUCGAACUAUCUUGAAUUCUUUCUGCGAUGCAUCUGCGAAGGAAUCUCCUAUCCCUCGCCCGUCGUGCGCAACGCCGCACUUUUCGCCUUAGGACAAUACUCCGAGCACCUGCAACCGGAGAUCUCGCAGUACUCGUCCGAGUUGCUGCCCGUAUUAUUUGAAUACCUCGGCCAAGUGAGCUCGUACAUUAAACAGGAGAAAAAAGAACCACACGCGGUUGGCCGUAUGUUCUACGCUCUUGAAAUGUUCUGUGAGAACUUGCAUGAGAGAAUCCUGCCAUACUUGCCUAAACUGAUGGAGAGGCUGUUUGAUAUCUUGAACGCGGAUACAUCACCCCACGUAAAGGAGCUCACCUUGAGCGCGAUAGGCGCCGCUGCCUGUGCUAGCAAGGAGCACAUGCUACCGUACUUUGAAACAAUUAUAAACAUUCUUAACAAUUACCUCACCUCCGAGCCAACCGAAGAAAACAUGUGUCUUCAAGUUCAAGCAGUUGAUACUCUCGGAGUGAUCGCUAGGUCAAUAGGCGAGAAACACUUCGCUCCGUUGGCGGCCACGUCACUCGAUCUUGGAAUAAAACUGUUGAGAAAUACGAUCGACCCAGACUUACGGAAAUCUCUCUAUGGAUUGUUCGCCGCUAUCAGCACAGUAAUGAAGAAGGAAAUGGCUGUGACCCUGCCUGAAAUUGUCGAGUAUAUGAUAAUGAGUAUCCGGAGUGCAGAUGGAAUUUUGAUGCACUUUAAGGACGACGAUGCUAACGCUCUUACAGUUUACGAUGAUCUCAGCGACACAGAAAGUGAACGAGAAGACGAAGAAGAAGACAUCGAGUACACCGAUAACGAGGAAGAUAAUGACGAAGAGAUUGACGGUUACAGUGUUGAAAACGCCUACAUGGAAGAAAAAGAGGAGAGCGUGAUGGCGUUAAAAGAAAUUGCAGAAUACACAGAAGAGGCAUUUAUGCCGUACCUCGAAAAAUCCUUUGAAGAGAUUUUUAAGUUGAUCAAUUAUCCUCAAGAAGAUAUACGAAAAGCGAGUAUAGAAGCUCUAUUACAGUUUUGCAUCAAUUUAUCAAAAAUCAAUACCGACGAAGGUAAAAAGGCACUAUUGAAGGCUCUCUCUAUGUUCAUUCCAAAAUUGUCAGAGCUGAUAAGAUUAGAUGAAGAGCCAACGGUUGCCAUUUGCGGUUUGGAGGCGUAUCAGAAACUUUUAAGGGAAGUCAAAUCGGAUGUUAUCAUUGGUAUAGGUCAUAAAGAAGCCAUAGUAAAUUGCGUAAUGGAUGUUAUGAAAGACAAAACAGCGUGUCAAGAUCAGGAGGAAAUUGAAGGUAUCGAUACCAAAGCGGAACAGGACGAGCUACUGAUAGAAUGCGCGGGAACUGUAUUUUCUAGUUUAGGAAGAGUGCUCUCGGCAGAGGAUUUUGCGCUCUACUUUCAGACCAUGUUGCCUUUCUUCAUAAAAAGACUGAAAAUAGACAAUUCGGAGGGACAGAGGUCUUUCGCUGUUGGAACGAUAGCUGAAUGCUUACCCGGGCUUAAACAUAUGGUGGCUGCGUUUGUUUCGCAACUGCUUCCGACUUUUCUACAAAUUGGGAGCCAAGACCCCUGCAGCGAAGUUCGUAGCAAUUGCUUCUUCGGAAUCGGAGAACUUGCUCUGUAUGGAAAAGAAGCUGUUUAUCCACAUUAUCCUAAUAUUCUCCAAACUUUAUCGUGUGCCAUUGCAAAAGAAACGGAUGCAGCUGCACGUGAUAAUGUGGUUGGGGCAAUUGCGCGCCUUAUUAUCACAAAUUAUUCAAAUUUACCACUCGAACAAGUAUUUCCAGUUUUUGUGGAACAAUUACCUUUAAAGGCAGAUUACCAGGAACAUAAAGCCGUGUUCAAGAGUAUUCUUACGUUAUAUCAAGCUGGAGUCACUCUCCUACAAUCUUACAUUCAUAAGUUAUUGAAAGUCGCUGUUAUCAUAUUACACGAAGAAAAGACUGUCGAUGUCGAAACGCAAAAUCUCGUCAUGGAAUUCAUCAAAUCUGCUCAGCGAGACUUUGUAAACGAUUGGGAUGCACUUUUUACCGAGUUGCCUCCAGAAGUUGUCACAAACAUUCAACGUAUAUUUUCCUAAUGUAAAUGAUUAGUCACGCAUGCUUAAUCGUUUUUGAACAUUUUAAAAGAUGUUUAUUGAUUCACAUGUGAUCCACAGGUAACAUUUUUCAAGUAUAUUUUCAGAAUAGAUUUUCUGCCAUCGUUUCUUCUUCGCAAUGUGAAUUAUCUCCAUAGAGGGAUAACAUUGAGCGAAUAAGAUACGAGGCGAGAACUACAAUCGAUUAAAUAUGUUUCCGUCAGCUUUAUAGAUAAAUACUCAUCGUUUAUUUUUAUUUUUUUUUUUUUUUGUUAAUUUGCCGUCUUUAUUUGUUAUUUACUAUAUAUUAGCUUUAUAAAAUGCCCGUUUGUGACUCUCAUUUAAUAAGCAAAUAAUUUAUAUUACCUUACAAUUAAAUGAGUAAUUUGUUAUUUUUAUGACGCAUGCGUCAAGACAAUUCUUCCUCUACUCUCCUAUAAAUAGAUAGCAUGUAAACAUUGUUGUACAAUAAAACGAGAAAGAAGAGAAAGGUCUAGAGAGAGAAAAUUUUAGAAUAAUUUAGGGAAUCUCGCGGCGUUGAUUUUUUUUAGACUUGCUCAUGGAAUUAUUGGAUCUGUGUAGAUUUAUAAAUUCUCCAGUAUCCUGUGAGCGUACAAAUAAAAGAUCUGGUUGACACGCAGAAGCGGUGUAAACUCGUUUAACUGCAAUACGAGUGAAAUUCUGCUUUUGGCACAGGCAUUGGCGUCAUUGUUACCAAUACGCAAAAGAGAGCCCAUCUUCGUUCGUCUGCAAUCAAAAGCGUACCGUAGCACUGAAAUACUGAAAAUAAAUGUAUUAUGUGACUAAUAAAAA